UCAUCUGCAUAGCUCCUCGGCCAGGGUAUUCCCCGCAUUUCCCAACGCGCCGGACCCCCCCUCCCGAGGUCUCCCCCAUCCCCGCCCCCUCCGACCCUCACCCUCUGGACGCCCGCCCGAAGCCGGGGGCGCGCGGCGGGAGGGGCCGUGGGGUCCGGCGGAGGCGAUUUCGUGUAAAGUGAAACGAGCUCCUAAUGCUAAAGGAGACAGGAAAAACACCGCGCCGAGGCCACUUACCGCGCCGAGGAACCUAGAUUCCCGCCGCUCUGUUCGCCCGAAUGGUCUGUCCGCCCUCAGCGCACCCCAAGGCUGCACCCAGCACCCCAAAGUCGAGACGUGCAGGAAUAUGGUUAACUGGCCGGGAGACCCUCCAAGUUGCUCCGGGCUCCCGGGAGCUUCAACGUCCAGGACACAACUUGGCCAAGACUUGUGCCACAGUCACCGAAGAUGUUCCUGUGGAGACCCUCCUCCGGCGGGGAGAGACAGCGCUCGGCGGCGCCCCGCUCGCCUCCUCUCCACCCCCUCACCUCCAGCCCGCCUCCCGCCGGCCGCCAGCCUCCGGGCCGCGAGCCCCUCGGGCGGCUGUCAGCUCCCGGCCGCCGCCGGGUGACAGGGGCGGGAGGAGGGCGCGACGCGGCGGCCCGAGCCCAAGCGGGCGAGGGGGAUCCUCGCAGCAGCAGCGGCGGCCGCUCACCUGGAAAGUCACCGCUGAGAAGAAGGAGGAGGAGGAGGAGGAGGAGGAGGAGGAGGACGGAUCCCAUGAACUGCUUCCUCCUCGUCAGACCUCACAAGAUCAGAGAUUAACAUGCAGCUGCUUGUAGCCUAAGGAGGAGGCCAGCUGGUACAGGAGAAAGCACACACAGGAGAAGUGGUCCUAUUUGGAAGGCAGUCUACUGAUAUCAUUAAGACCUCUAGUGAGAGACCCAAGUCCAAAUCCGAAAACCCUCAUUUACCUGAGGUCAAUUUGCACAAAUACCUUAACAUCUCUGAGAGCCUAUUCUCCUGCAAAAUUGGGACAAUGGUAUUUAUUUCAGUGUUACUGCAACGGGUAAGUGGCAUGCAGUAAGCACUUAAUAUGUGCUGGUUGUUUAUAUAAAUAUCUGUGGCUUGGCCACUAACUUUUUAUGUGACUCUGAGUAAGACAUUAAUCUCUGGGCCUAAGAAUUCUUGUUUAUAAACUGAGAGUUGAACAAUGUGAGCCUGAAGUGUCCUUUUAACUCUAAUGUUCUGUAAUUCUUACCAUCUAUGUGGCCUCAGUUUUCUCAUCUUUAUAAUGGGCAUACUAAGAGCACCUACCUCACAGAAUUUUUGAGAGAAUAAAAUGAAUUAAGACAGGUAGAAAUUCUUAGAACAUUGCCUGGCACAUACAUGUUAGCCAUGAUGGUGAUGAUGAUAAUGAUAACUCCAUUGGUAAAUAGUGUGAUAGUUAUGAAACAUUUAGUAUCUGAUUGAUCAUAUGCUCUCUUCUUUCUGGAGUCAAUUGCCAGCGUUACCAAGAUUUUAUCCUCUAAAGUUCUUCAAGACUAAACUUAUUCACUUCUCAGUAAGAAAUAGAGAUUUCCCAGUUAGAUAGCCUGAUCUGUUAACAUCUUCAUUUUUUCUUUUGGUAACACUGUUUUAAAAGAUUAGUUGACUCACUUAUCACCACCCUCUCUUUUUGUGAGUCUGAAUAUGAGUAUUUUUUGUGUGCACUUUCGUUCUAAAAAUCUAUGGCACCAAAAUCCUACACAUAUUGUCAAAGCUCACGAAAUUUGUUUGGAGAGUUUCCUGCUUCAAAUUAUUUUAAAUAAAACAUAAUUUCAUCAAGUAACUCAAGCAUGCUAAUGUUUAACUGGCACUUGAAGAAAAGUUUUGAUUUAUCCAGAACUGCGAUUUGCAUAAGUCAUUUCCUCACUCUCCCUAACCUUUUUGCGAAAUGCUACACACAAUUAAAUAAGCCAGUUAAGCCAAAUGAACCGGUGAGUGCGUUAUAAAUAGCAACCAAAAUUAUACUUCAGAUGUUAACUGGUUUGUCCUGAUUCAAUAAUGAAUUACAUCAUUUGACAAAUGAGAUAAGGCCUUCACCUUUAUCUUUCUGAUCCAAACUUCUAAUAGUUGAAAUGUACUAUUACCAUCUGUUGUCUGGCCUCUGAAAUGCUCCAGUGAUGUCUGCCUCAUUUCAAGUUGUCAGAGCUUGUCUGCCAAAAAAGCACUCUCCUAAGUGUCUUGAUUGGCAGGCCCAGUGAGAAGGCUAAGAACCCAAUGAACCGUGGAGACACAGCUCAAACUCUGUAGAAGUUUCCUCUAGUUCAAGGCAGACUCAUUUUCUUAGUUUGUGUUGCAAAGAAAUUGUCACUAUCAAAGUUGUUUUUAUUUUGAAUCUCAAUCUUGAAAGAUGCAAUUCCUACACUUUUUAAGAAAGUUUGGGCCUCUCUUAAGCUAUUAGGCACCCUGUACCAGAUGGCCAUCAUUUCAGUGCCUUUCAUCCUCAGCGAAAAUAAUUUGAGAAUGAAGCUGAGAGUGCUAUAUAGCCUAGGGUUUUAAUUCAGUGAAGCCACACGAAUCUGUUCUUUAUUGUUCUUCAUAUUGCUCUACGUUCUGGGAAAAGGCAAGAUGAAUCUUUCCGCUUUCAAGAAACUUACAAUAAGGUAGGAAGGUCAGAGUAAACACACACAGAACCAUAGCCAAUAACGUAGAUGAAGGUGAAAGUAAGUGCCAAACAGAAUGGCGCAGAUUAUAAGUGUGAUCAGCUCCUUGGUAUGUAUAAAAGAACAUUUAAAAAGGUAAAAUUUAGGAAAACAAAUAGAAAUGAAAUGCAAAUAACAAGAUAGAGAGUGACUCUAGAGUUGAAAAGGAUCUAUCUUGGUAGGUUUGAGCAGUGUAGAAAUGCCAAGCCCGGGCAAAACAGGAGUUUCCAAUAAUAAUGUCGGCAGCGUUCAUUACUAGACAUAUCCAAAAGACAGUUGAUGUUAAGUCCCUGUUGGUCUAUGGGGAGGCUGAGAGCAAGAGAAGUUAAAUAAUCUACCCAUAAUGACCCAGCCAGCAAGUGGGAGCUGAGAUUCAAGUCCAGGAGUAAGGGCUCUAAAGCUAUGGCCCAGACUCUUCACAAAUGCGUUUAGUAACCACAUUUCCCUUUGAUUGACUUUACUGAAGUGACCAUACAUUUGAGAGUGAAAGGAGAAGCUAUGAAUAAACAAGCUUGGGCAACUGGCAUGAACCAAGACAGUCCAGGGCCAACUGGGAUGUAUGGUCACCCCCUCUCUUCGUCUCUCCACUCCCAGCCAUCUAUCAGACACUCUUCUGGCCAGGUGCUGAUUUCUUGGACGAAAUUGAUUAAAGUCUUAUAAUUCUAGGAAGUCUUCCAUUUUCAAAGAGCCCACAAAGAAACAGUUCCAAUCAAAUAAAUCACUGACAGUGAAAUUUCAAGUAGUCAGUUGUCUGAUAAUGAGAACUAUUUCAAAACAACAGUAUUUUCCUGGCAUCUGUCAAAUCACACCUCUCCUAUGAGACUUAGCCAGCUGGGUGUUUAAGAAUUAUUGGUCAGCUACGUACUACAUGUAUUGAUGGAUUCACAGGUAAAAACUGUAAAUUAACGAGGUAAAGAUGAAAGGCAUUCUGCCCAAGAUGUUUAGCACUACCCAGACCUCUGUUAGAGUUUCAUAUCCAGUUCAGAACUCAUCAACAGAAUGAAAAAUAUGGAAAUUUGGAGAGAUUCAGAGGAGACUAAAAACUAAAACAAAAUUAUACAUAUGUUGAAAUGUUCAAAGCUACCAAAAUGUAAUGUGUUUCAAUAAAAUGGUAUAUGUCCUCAACACAGCCAAGUUCAUAAAUGUGUAGUAGAUGCAGAGUGACAGAUUACCAAAUGCCUGUGUAUCAUUUGUAUAAAAUUUAAGUUAAAACUCAUUUCCAUCCCAAGUAUAUGUGACACCUAAAUUAAUAUUCUACCUGUUUUGCUUUUAUUUUAGAUUUUUGGCAAUUUUAAAUUUCUUUUUUAUUUGCAAAAAAAAUUAAAAGGUGUCUACCAGCAAAAUUAAUGGAAAAAAGGGCAAAGAAGGGAGGGGAUAAAAUAAAUACUAAAGGAGGAAAUGGGAACAAGGAAAAACACCAACACAGAGAAACGUAAAAAUACUCCAGCCAGGCUCAGAGAACCAGCAUCCUUGGCAGCAAGUGUUGUUAAACAUCGGAACGGGUUGCUGAGGGAGGUGAGGGAAUCUCCCUUUCCCAGAAGUCUUUAAAAAUAGGAUCACAUCUGUUGGGAUAGAAUAAUGGUGGUACUGCCUGACUAAACAGCUUCUCAAGCAAACCCAUAGGCUGGUAAUUCUACCACUUCUAUUUCUGAUUGUGAAAAAGUAACAAAUAACUUCAGUUCACCUAGCAAACUGGGACUUAACAACGACUAUCAUUUUAAUUGCGUUAUAAAACAGUUAUCAUUGGGCUUUGCAAUGCAAAGAUAGAUAACUAAAUUAUUCAGGAUAUAGUUGAAUGUACAGCAAAGGCUCAAAACAUACUUACCCUUUUGUAAUAUUUUCCCAAAACAUUAUGAAACCAGAAGGGUACUCAGUUUAUGUCCUCACAUGGAAGUUAGAGAUAAGGCAAUGUACAGAAUCCUAUAUUUAAUUUUUAAUUUUAACUGAGUAGCACUUGCAGGGGUGAAGUUACAGGAGGGCUGGAUUGGAUAAACCUUAUUAAAAAUUAGAGUCUUCCAGGCCGGUAUCCCAAGAAGUAAAAGGAUAUUUGUUCCCUGGAGAGAAUUUAGGUUGUGAUCUGAUGUAUCUGCUGUGCCCCCUCCAUUAUGAUCUUUUGCUUUUUUUUUUUUUUUUUUUUAUCUUUUGCUUUAUACUAAGCUAUCAGAUUAUUUCCCCCACUCCAUUUAAUUGCACAUAUAUUUGUUAAGCUCCUACUUUUUGUCAGGCACUGUGCCAGGAAAACAAAGAGAAAAGGAUCACAACCCACAACCUUGAAGAACACAAAAUCUAAAAACAGCAGUUGGGUCCAGGUGUGGUAGGGCCUUCCACUAGUGUAAUUUUGGAUCUGCAUUUUAAGGAAAGAAUACAAAAUUACAAGUACAAAAUUAAGAGUGAAAGUGAAUAUUUAUUUCAAAGAGAAAUCACAACAAAUUACAGGUUUUAAAAUUCUGACAAAUUCCAGAAAUAUCACAAAAUCUAGGGGAAAAAACUAUGUUUUUUAUUAGUUAACUACCUGGUUCACAUCUAUACUAUUUGUCCUACAUUUUGCUUGCAUAUUGUUGACCACAUGACAAGAAUUUUGUUCCAUCUUUUCCCAUAGAAUGAUAAUUCAGUUAUUCCUCUGGUAUGCUUGAUCAAAAUUUGUUUUCUUUCUGGUUCACAACUUAUUCAUAAUUAAAAGUAAAUUUUCAGAAUUGUCAAGUAGAGAAAAAACUCGAUCAAGUUUCUUUCAUACAUAAGCUGUAAGAGCUGUAAGAUUCCAGGGCACUGCAAAUUUUCUGAUGUAUGAAUAAUUUUAAAUAGUCUUUCAGUUGAUGAUGCUUGUGAAUCAGCUAGUCAUUCGUGUCCUUUUUAUAAUGGUAUAUUGUGAAUUUGAUUUUGUCUCCAUCAAAGCCAGUGUUGUGUAUCUAAUUUGAAAGACAUUUAAAUAUUUUUCCAAGAAGUUCAUGUAAUUCACUCUUCUUCAUUAAUUAGAUUAUCAAAGA
Molecule: messenger RNA, 5650 nt
Organism: Physeter macrocephalus (sperm whale)
Lineage: Eukaryota; Metazoa; Chordata; Mammalia; Artiodactyla; Physeteridae
Product: polycomb group RING finger protein 6-like
Exons: 2
Coding region: 279-821 (180 amino acids)
Source: RefSeq, a predicted model, not a curated record